AUGGCGUUCAAUCAGCAACUCAACUUCGAUAACUCCCAACUUCACUUCCCCGCUUCCCUCUCUCCUAUGGAAAGCACUCCACUUCCUUCGAUCAACUCCCGCCGCCUCUCCCACGAUCAAGAAAACACCAUCAUCGUCGCCGCCCUCGUCCACGUCCUCUCCGGCGAACCCCAAGAGACCGCCCCUGCAAUCUACUUCCCCCUCGCCGCCGACCUUCCUCGCUGCCAAGUCUGCGGAAUCGGCAGCGACGGUUGCCUCGGCUGCCAUUUCUUCGAAUCAUCACCUGCCGACAAUGCCGAGGGAAGCGGAAUCCGACGACGGAUCCGCCGUCGGAAGAAGAAGAAUCAGUAUCGCGGUGUGCGACAAAGGCCGUGGGGUAAAUGGGCGGCGGAGAUUCACGAUCCGCGGCGAGCUGUUCGCAAGUGGUUGGGGACGUUCGAAACCGCCGAGGAGGCGGCGCGUGCUUACGAUAACGCGGCAAUCGAGUUCCGCGGCGCACGGGCUAAACUCAAUUUCCCUUUUCCCGAUCAAAUUUCGACCGGACCGCAAAGCUCGGCGGCGGCGGAGGCGGCCGAUUCCUCGCUGGCGACGGCGGUGUCGCGGGGCAGUGGAGAGGAGAUGGGCGGAUUGUAG
Dendrobium catenatum is the source of this 633-nucleotide messenger RNA. RefSeq names its product ethylene-responsive transcription factor ERF109-like. Gene Ontology annotation, biological process: ethylene-activated signaling pathway; regulation of DNA-templated transcription. The coding region runs from base 1 to 633 and encodes 210 amino acids. Lineage: Eukaryota; Viridiplantae; Streptophyta; Magnoliopsida; Asparagales; Orchidaceae. The record is from RefSeq and is a predicted model, not a curated record. Gene Ontology annotation, molecular function: DNA binding; DNA-binding transcription factor activity. The transcript has a single exon.